This is a messenger RNA of Daldinia loculata, 2569 nucleotides long. RefSeq lists its product as uncharacterized. Gene Ontology annotation, molecular function: DNA-binding transcription factor activity, RNA polymerase II-specific; zinc ion binding; transcription cis-regulatory region binding. The record is from RefSeq and is a predicted model, not a curated record. Lineage: Eukaryota; Fungi; Ascomycota; Sordariomycetes; Xylariales; Hypoxylaceae. The coding region runs from base 331 to 2430 and encodes 699 amino acids. The transcript is spliced from 6 exons. Gene Ontology annotation, cellular component: nucleus. Gene Ontology annotation, biological process: regulation of DNA-templated transcription.
UCGGCAUUAUUUAUGCAUCUCCGGGGGAAAACGACUCCCCGGGUUGAUCCACUAGGUAAUCUCCAAUAUCCUCUUCCACACUGACGACGACUCAAAUGCUUACGAAAUCAUAUUCAAUCUGUUUAUUAUUACCCUCCUUAUUCCUAGUCCUAAAAACUACACGACCUAAUUAACUCAAUAACACCUUUCAUGUUUAGAAGUGCUGAUGUAAUUCGUACCCCUUUACCAAUAUUUACGGCAUCUAGUCUAGUCUAAUUUUUAUGCUUACCUAUCUCACCUCUUAUACCUAUCUUACCUAACCUGACUGCAAUCAACAACCCUAACCACACCAUGGAGCAGUCAAGUAUACCGCAAGCGCAGCCUCAACCUAAGCAUAACAAGAUAAAUUAUGCCUGCGAGGCGUGUCGAAUAUCCAAGAUUAAAUGUCAACCCGGAACACAACCCGGGAUCUGUAAGCGCUGCUCCGAGUUCAAACGGGAAUGCGUCUUUCGAACCGGUCCACGAACUCGGCGACCCAAGGUUACUCGGCCAGAUGCAGAGGCCCGGCCGCCUCCUCCCGGCCCCAGUCAGACCUUCAGCAUCGACUUCACUAUGCCCGCUGAUGAUGAUCUUCAUGAUAACUUCGACGCUCUAAGAGAAAAGCACGAACGCUUUAUCGAUGGCCUCAUACCGUCUAGUGACGAUGAAUCAAAUGGUGACCUGGCACAACUGUCAUCGACGGGAGAAACGUUUAACUUCAACGAUCUCUCUAUGCCGACUCCGUCUGGGGCAGCAGCGAGAGGCGCUUCACGGCCCGUAAGUAGCCUCGGUAUUAAGCCACGCUUCAACCUCGAAUCGGCAGAAAAGUUGCUCGAGUCGUUCCGGGCUAUGCUGUCGUCCUCUCCAUGUAUUGCGUUGCCCGAAGAUGCGGACGUGCGGUCCUUGGCUCGCGACAUGCCCUUCGUGCUCUUGUCUUUACUCGCCGUGACCAGUUGCUCUACGAGUUUACAAGGUCAUAGUCUCUAUGACGAGGAGUAUCGUAAGGUUUUAGCUUUAAAAUUUGUCGCUGGGGGUGAAAGGUCCAUCGAGUUGCUGCAAGGAAUAAUGAUUUACUGUUCCUGGUACCCCUUUCAUCUACGCCCGAAAAAUAGGCAGUUACAACAGUAUCUACGAAUGGCCAUAGAUAUUGUACAUGACUUAGGAUUAGAUGAGGAAACACGUAUAGAUCUCGCGACCAUGCCACUAGAAAGAAAGGUAGCCAAGUUACAAGGCAUCCGGGCGUAUCUUUCUUGUUUCCACCUCAACUCGGUAUACGCGUGGGGGUGGUCUAAGUCGUGUACGCUAAGGUAUACGCCGUGGAUGGCCAAAUGUUGCGAUAUGCUAGAGCAAUACAGCGACCUUGAGCAAGAUCACAUCCUUGUCUGGCUCGUCCGUCUACAAUAUGUGCUAAAUGAGUUUGCAGAGCUACAUAGGAGCUAUAAGAAGCACGAUGCUAGCAACCAGAGCGAUCACCACAAACAACUUAUUCGGGCUGGCCUUGAGAUGCAACUACGAGAUUUCCAGGCCAGAAUCCCUAUCCACCUUUCAACUAAGCCGAGUAUUUUUAUGGCCUCCCUCGUCGGCGAUGCAUUCCUUCUGGCCGCACCUCUCAUGCAGACGGUUCGACCACGUCCAGAAGAUGCAACGGCGCUCAUAAUCGAUCCCGCUGAGCUUCAAUCUGCCGCGUAUGCAGCACGGACGUUACUGGACUACGUCGUGAACCUAUCCCCAACGCAGAUGAGCUACUUUUGCGGGGCUGACCUCACACGUUUCAUUCUGACAAUUAUCCUCGGCUUCAGACUUUCAUUUCCAAUUUCAUUCUGCCCCAGUUAUGAUUACUCACAGGGCCGGAAAGUCUUGGAUCUCGGCACGUAUCUCACCAAGUUGUCGAGCAAUAACGACGAUGAUGCUGCGAAUAGCGGUACUAAAAGGCCAAGCAAGAAAACCGAUGUUGUGAGCGCCCUGAAAGUCGUCCUGGGAUCCGUAAAGACCAGCUUCGACAAGAAGUCCGCCGUGCUAGAAGCCGCUGCCGAGGAGCAUAAUAAGAGAGCGCGGCUAUGCCCGAUGUUCGACGGAAGCCUAGAACAGUACCUUCCGCAGUGGGAAGGGGAAGAGCAGCAGGGAAGCAGCAACAACACCUCUGGUUCAUCGUACGCACCCUCUUCGCACAGCGGGACCGGGAGCGGGAGCUCGGCGGCUCAUCCCGCAGCACCGUCGACGGCGGGCGAAGAAGGAGUAUCGUCGCCGGGGUCGGCGAAACCAAUGCUAUUCCACGACCUCUGGGCCACGAUGACGAUGGGCUGGGCUACGGAUCUAGAUAUGAGCUUGCAGCAAGGGGUAGAUGUACCGGAGAUGAACGGUGUCGAGUACGUCGAUCUUAUGGGUAUGAGAGGAUCGCUUCAUGACUUAUGAUUAUGAUGGCGGGACUAUCUGUGACUCGUGAUCUCUGGCUUCUUGCAUAUACCUAGGGAGAAGAAUGUAUUGAGUAUAAGAAGUAUCAGAGGAUUUUUGUACAGACAUGAGCAUAUAUUCAAUUAAAUAUGUAGAUACA